AAAGAGCAAAAACAGAUACUACAAAUACAAGUAAAUAGUACAUGCAACUCUUAAUUACCAUUUGUAAUUUAACAAUUAAGAAAUUAGACUUAGCCGAGAGAUCUUCAUGAAUAUCAAUGUGGUAAACGUACACUGUGUAAUCCUUUUAUCGAAAAACAUUAAAAUAAUAUUUUCAUUAUAGGAUAUUACAAAGAAUCACGUAAAGAAAAAGUAUUUCGGAUAUUGGCUAUUAUAGGAAUAAUAUUAUUUCCAUUAAUUUUGCUGAUCUGCUUUCGGGUAAGUUUGUAUUAUAAUUAUUCAUGUCAAGAGGGUUCGAGCUUCGACCACGUAAACAUAUUGUCACCAAGAAGCUUGUAUGUCAGGAUUUAAUAACUAACAGGUAAAUAGUAGCUGGACGUAAGCCCAGUGUGUACCCAUUACAAAACGUAUUUUUAAGAACCACUGCAUUCCAUUAUCCUAUCCAAAACUCACAACGAUAGCUCAUUCCAUUCCUACUAAUCAUGCUCAUACCACUUAUGAAAAUGCUGAAUUUCAUUCAAAUGACAUUGACCAUUACCAACUCACUAUUAUGCCAGUACCACAGCUAUCAAUGUUAUUCUAGGUGGUAAAACAAUACAAAAGGGCGAUAAUCAUGCGAUUUGGGCGAGUUCGGAAAGACUCACCAGCUGGACCGGGAAUAAUAUGGGUGAUACCGUGCACUGACAGUAUUCAUAUGGUUGAUCUCAGGACUCAGUCCUUUAACUUACCACCUCAAGAAAUUCUCACAAAAGACUCAGUGACGGUUACUGUAGAUGCAGUCGUGUACUUCCACAUAGACAAACCACUUCAUUGCCUCUUGAACAUUCAAUCAAACAAGUAUGCAAACGAACUGAUAACAAUAGCCACUAUCAGGAAUAUACUUGGCCAGCACUCGUUAUAUACUCUGCUAACGAGUCGAGAAACAAUAAGUCAGAAGUCGAGAGCUGAAAUAGAUAAGACCACUCAAUUGUGGGGCGUUAAAAUAGAGCGAGUUGAAAUAAAAGACGUAUUCCUGCCAUUUGAGCUACAAAAAGCGAUGGCUGCCGAAGCUGAGGGUACUCGCAUAGCUAAAGCCAAAGUUAUUGAGGCAGCAGGUGAAAUAAAAGCUGCAGAAAAUCUUAAAGAAGCUUCUCUCAUAAUGAUGGAGAAUCCACAUAUUAUGCUGCUAAGAUACCUGCAAACUUUGAAUUAUAUUGCUGCAGACCAGUCUACAACUGUACUGUUUCCAUUCCCUAUAGAACUUCCAGGAACACGUCCACAAUGCCAUAAAUGCAACUAAAUCCACCAGAACUCAAGAGAUAAAUCAAAGUAGGUAUCUUAAUUUCCUUAUCUUCUUACAUAGUCAUAGGCAAAGUAUGUGCAAUAGUUAUUCACAGAAAAAGUAGUUUUCAUGACAUUGCGAUCGGCCAAAAUAGCCAAUUUGUACGUUUCAGAACUGUUUCUAAUACUAUGACAAUAGUUUUCGAUUGUCAUCAACCGUCAAAUUGGUAACCUUAUCUUUCGUAACAUAAAUAUUCCAAAUUUCCGUAUUUUAAACAAAUAAAUUGAAAAAAAAAAUGUCUUAUACAAAAAGCAACACAAAAAUACAAGAUGAUGGCAUCUCAAUGGCAGCCAAAAGUACAGAUAUGGAUUUAGAAAAAGCAUCAAAAGUGAUGUCACAGGGCUUCAAUUUAAAUCAAAUUGCUGGUUCAAAUGAUCAAAAUAAAUGCAUAGAAUCAUGCCUCGUAUUCCUAUCUUUGCUUCUAGUUAUAAUAACGUUUCCAUUUUCUUUGUUUACCAUUUAUGUGGUAGUUAGACAGUUCGAACGAGCAAUCAUUUUGCGUAAUGGAAAAUUACGGAAAAACAAAGCGUAUGGACCUGGUCUCGUCUACGUGUUACCAUGCGUCGAUACCGUCAAGUAUACUGACCUCAGAAUCAUUAGUUAUGCUGUACCGCCACAAGAGGCUUUGACGAAAGAUGCUCUGACUAUUGCUGUGGAUGCAGUUGUCUUCUACAAAAUAAACGAUCCGGUUUGGGCUGUUGUUAACGUUGCUGAUUAUAAGAUAGCCACUCAAUUUUUAGCAGCUACAACUCUCCGCAACGCUCUCGGGACUCGAAAACUAGCUGAAAUCCUCGUCGACCGUCCCGCAGUGAGCUAUCAGGUGUUUGAAAAUAUGAAGACGCUCACCCUUAACUGGGGGGUUGAGAUCGUGAGAUUUGAAUUAAAGGACAUAAGUCUGCCUCUGCAGCUGCAAAAAGCAAUGGCGACGGAAGCCGAGUCAUCAAGGUUGGCGAACGCUAAAAUAAUCGUAGCCAACGCUGAAAUAGAAUCCACUAAGAACCUUCAGAAGGCUACUAAAUUGCUCAUGGAUAAUCCUUACUGCAUGCAGCUAAGAUAUUUGCAAGCACUUCAAAUGAUUGCCGGAGAUAAAACCCAUACCGUAGUGCUACCGUUCUCGAAAGACACGAUCAAAUCAUUAUUGAGAUGAACUAUGGAACAAGUUAAAAGUGUAAAAUUGUGUUUGGAUUUGUAAAUUAAAUGACGAGUGAUUGUAUUA
This is a messenger RNA of Helicoverpa zea (corn earworm), 2555 nucleotides long. RefSeq names its product band 7 protein AGAP004871-like. The record is from RefSeq and is a predicted model, not a curated record. Bases 1575 to 2486 code for a protein of 303 amino acids. NCBI's taxonomy places the organism in Eukaryota, Metazoa, Arthropoda, Insecta, Lepidoptera, Noctuidae. Gene Ontology annotation, cellular component: plasma membrane. The transcript has 12 exons.